Molecule: messenger RNA, 1488 nt
Organism: Pipistrellus nathusii (Nathusius's pipistrelle)
Lineage: Eukaryota; Metazoa; Chordata; Mammalia; Chiroptera; Vespertilionidae
Source: the annotation of a GenBank genome assembly
AUGACCACAUUUUUCACCAGCGUCCCCCCCUGGAUUCAAGAUGCAAAGCAGGAGGAAGUGGGCUGGAAAAUAGUUCCCAGGCCUCGGGUCCGGGAGGCGGAGAGUCAAGUGAAGUGCCAAUGUGAAAUCUCGGGGACACCCUUCUCAAAUGGGGAGAAGCUGAGGCCUCACAGCCUUCCCCAUCCAGAGCAGAGACCAUAUAGCUGCCCUCAGCUGCACUGUGGCAAGUCUUUUGCCUCCAAGUAUAAGCUGUAUAGGCACAUGGCUACCCACUCAGCCCAAAAACCACACCAGUGCAUGUACUGUGAUAAAAUGUUUCACCGCAAGGACCAUCUCCGGAACCACCUACAGACCCACGACCCCAACAAAGAGGCUCUUCACUGUUCCGAGUGCGGUAAGAAUUACAAUACAAAGCUGGGCUACCGGCGCCAUCUGGCCAUGCAUGCCGCUAGCAACGGUGACCUCAGCUGUAAGGUGUGCCUGCAGAACUUUGAGAGUACCCAGGCCCUGCUAGAGCACCUGAAGGCUCACUCACGCCGGGUAGCAGGGGGUGCCAAGGAAAAGAAGCACCCCUGUGACCACUGUGACCGGCGCUUCUAUACUCGUAAGGAUGUGCGGAGGCACUUAGUGGUGCACACAGGCCGAAAGGACUUCCUCUGCCAGUACUGUGCCCAGCGGUUUGGCCGCAAGGACCACCUGACACGGCAUGUCAAGAAGAGCCACUCGCAGGAGUUGCUCAAAAUUAAGACAGAGCCAGUGGACAUGUUAGGCCUACUCAGCUGCAGCUCCACCGUCAGUGUGAAGGAAGAGCUGAGCCCUGUGCUGUGCAUGGCUUCUCGGGACAUGAUGGGGGCCAAGGCCUUCCCUAGUAUGUUACCCAUGGGCAUGUAUGGCGCCCACAUCCCUACCAUGCCCAGUGCAGGCAUGCCACACUCCCUGGUGCACAACACACUGCCCAUGGGUAUGAGCUAUCCUCUGGAAUCUUCACCUAUCUCUUCUCCAGCUCAGCUUCCUCCAAAAUACCAGCUUGGAUCUACCUCAUACUUGCCCGACAAAUUGCCCAAAGUGGAGGUGGAUAGUUUUAUGGCGGAACUUCCUGGAAGCCUGUCUCUCUCAUCCGCAGAACCCCAGCCCGCCUCACCUCAGCCGGCGGCAGCUGCGGCCCUCCUAGAUGAAGCACUGCUCACCAAGAGCCCUGCCAACCUCUCUGAGGCCCUCUGCGCUGCUAAUGUGGACUUCUCCCACUUACUGGGCUUUCUUCCACUCAACCUGCCCUCCUGUAACCCUCCCGGGGCCACAGGAGGCCUGGUCAUGGGCUACUCCCAGGCUGAGGCACAGCCCCUGCUCACCACAUUGCAAGCUCAGCCUCAAGAUUCCCCGGGAGCUGGGGGACCUCUGAACUUCGGGCCUCUGCACUCCUUGCCUCCUGUUUUCACCUCCGGCCUGAGCACCACCACCCUGCCUCGUUUCCACCAGGCAUUCCAGUAG